AUGGCCUCCGCACGUCAGUUGGGCCUCCACGGUGCUUGGGGCCAGAUCCAGAUCCACCGGCGGGGUGCUGAUGAGGCAGAGCGCAGCGGCACUGGGAGCGGGCUGCUGACGAGGUCUUGGGGCGUGCGGCUGCCAGGUGGGAGCGCCACCGGCGACUGGGCGACAACAGGCUGCGUCCUCGGUGUGUUGCUUCGACCGAUGGCUUUUUCGAUGCUGCCCACCUUGCGCCCUAAUGACUGGCGUGCGGUCAUCUGUGUCCGUGUCUGCCGCAAGUGGGAGUAUCGCGGUGGGACCGAUGAUGGUCCGGUACAGCACGUGGACCUUGUGCUUCUUGAUGAACAGGGCAACAGUCUCUAUGGUGAAAUCCCUGGACCUGAGGUUCAUGCAAAGAGCCCGCUCAUAGAUGAGGGGGGCAUCUAUGUGAUUGAUCGAUUUAGGGUCUCCAAUGCGAAGGCAGCCUACAGGCCUAUUGACGCCCCCUACAUGGUUGAGUUCACACUGCACACCACUGUGUCAGCUGCAAGAAGUGGCAUGCCUGACUUCCCAAAAUAUGCAUACAAGAUCACUCCUAUAGAUGGCCUUGCUGUUCAUUCUGGUGACACUAAGAACUUCCAUGAUACCAUUGGAACACUGGUGGAGGUAUCUGACAUCCACACUGUGCAUCUGCCUAACAAACCUGCGCCCACGCUCUCCAGGCACAUUGUUCUUAGGGACCUUAGCUAUUCUGAGAUAAAGAUCACUCUGUGGGGCCAAAGAGCCACUACGUUCUCUACUGAGGGUGUCUACGACAGCAAUGAAGCCAAGCCAAUCGUUGUCCUGUUUGUCGGAGGACUGGUGAAAUCUUUCCAAGGCAGCUACUACCUAAGUGGCAAUACAGCAUGCCAUUGGUAUUUCAAUCCAAUGAUUCCAGAGGCGCACCAGUUCUAUGCGAGUUUCCACAACCAGAGGCUUGAGAUAAGCAAGUCCUAUGUGCCAGAUGGUACUGGAUAUAGAUGCAUUCCAUGCUCAAACACAUCGUUCAAGUUCAAGUACAAGGUGUGUUUCAUAGCCCUCGAUGGCACUGAUGAAGCUGAGAUGGUUUGCUUUGGAGACAUUGCUCGUCGUAUGAUUGGAAAGCUUGUCCAGCAGCUUCUGAGGACAUCUACAAGUGCUAAUGCAUAUCCACCUGAUAUAACAAAGCUGGUCUCUCCUAGAUUCACUUUCGUAGUUACAAUGACCCGUCAGAGCUACUACAGGGCCCAGAAGACCUACAAUGUUGCAUCUCUGGUGACAGCACAUGGCCAUCCUGUUGCUGUUCCGGCUAAUGCUGCACGUGGUAAUGCUGGAAACAAAGACCAUGGCCAUCUUGGUGCCGCUGAAUCUGGUGAUUCCUCGGGUACAAGUGAUGGUGCAGAUACACAUCAGCUGUUGUCUGCUGUGGCCCAUCCAAGAGCAGCAACCAUCCUUCCUCUCGCCGUAGGCUUUUCAAAGAGGGUACUGGUGCUGACAUUGCUGAUCCAGACGGUGCAGGCGCAAGCGCUGCGUCUGACAAGACUCAGGCUCCUGAAGAGGACCGCUCCUCUGGGGAACCUUCUACCGCUGAGGAGAGCGGCUAGAUAA
Messenger RNA from Miscanthus lutarioriparius, 1599 nucleotides. The record is from the annotation of a GenBank genome assembly. Lineage: Eukaryota; Viridiplantae; Streptophyta; Magnoliopsida; Poales; Poaceae.